AUGAUACUGACCCAAUGGAACCAGUACGACGUGGUGAUGUGCAGGUUCUUUCCCGCUAGUCUAAAAGACGAAGCCCUGAUGUGGUUCAACAAUUUACCAAAGGCGUCGGUUAGGUCAUUUGACCACCUAUCCGAGUUGUUUCUAGAAACAUACAUACAUAACAGCCGAGUCAAUCCAGAGGUGGAAAUGUUAUUCCAAAUGAGCCGAGGACCAAAUGAGUCACUCCGAUCAUUGGUAGCUCACUGGAGGAAGCUAUGUGCUGAGAUCGGACGAGUCCCAGAGGCCUACACGAUCUUGGGGUUCAAGAACAGUCUGAGAAAGACAGAUCCCAUUUUUGUCCGUAUGUACGAAACCAUGCCUCGCAACCUGGGGAAAUUGAGAGAAAUACGAAAGGACUACAUAGCCCUCGAAGAACUCCAAGAUGGUACUUAUGACAAACUGGUAAAAGGAACCAGUAGAGGAGCAAAUGUGGUAGAACCACAGGACCCUCAUGCACCAGUCCGAGGAGCAGGACGAUCCAAUAACGGACCAACCCAGUUCGAUAAACAUCGGAGUAGAGGAUGGAAAGGGAGAGACCAAGCCCAGUCGAAGAAAGGAAAAUUUGUAGACCCAGUCUACAUGAAGUUAAACACUUCCAUAUCUGAGAUCUUCAAAAAGAUCGAGGGAAAAUAUAAAAUAACUUAUCCAUGGAAUAGGGGACAGCAGCCCGAGCGGGCCAAAAACAGAACAGAGUUUUGUGAGUUCCACCAAUUCCAUAGUCACACGACAUACUGGUGCAGAGACUUGAAGAAAAUGGUGCAGGACAUGAUCGACGAAGGCAAGCUUCAGGAGUACAUCACGCAACCAGCCGAAGGUGCACCCAUACAUCGUGUGAAAAUUCCUCGUGAAGCACAGUACUUGGGAUGCAAUACAAUCUCCCACUCAGCUGUCACAGCUCCCAUGCAUGAAGGAAAUAUCACAGGAAGAAUUCAUAAACGCAACUUCGAAGGCGACGAGGUUUUCAGCGUAGCAAUUGAACCUCCCAUGCAGGAGUGGAUGAAAAUACCUAUUGGCUUCUCAACAUCUGAAGCACCUGAUGGAGGACGAAACCACAACGAUCCCCUAGUGGUCACGAUGGCUAUAACACUCCCCGAACAUGGGGGAGAGGAGGACAAACCCAAGGCACUGCCUUGGGCCAUGCCUAAAAUACUCAUAGACGGAGGAAGUUAUGUCGAAAUCAUGUUUUAUGAAACAUUCAAGCAAAUGGGUCUUAGAGACGAAUGCCUAAUACCCUCAAACUAUAAAAUAUUUGGCUUUAACGACUCAUCGACUCGCCCAAGGGGCGAGGUCACUCUAGAAAUUCAGGUAGGCAAGAUCCUUACUCUAACCACUUUCUGUGUAGUGGAUGUAAUUUCCCCUUACACGGCUAUUGUCAGCUGA
This is a messenger RNA of Papaver somniferum (opium poppy), 1419 nucleotides long. RefSeq lists its product as uncharacterized. Lineage: Eukaryota; Viridiplantae; Streptophyta; Magnoliopsida; Ranunculales; Papaveraceae. The coding region runs from base 1 to 1419 and encodes 472 amino acids. The transcript has a single exon. The record is from RefSeq and is a predicted model, not a curated record.